This is a messenger RNA of Lodderomyces oxycetoniae, 1212 nucleotides long. RefSeq names its product GCN3. Gene Ontology annotation, biological process: translational initiation. Bases 1 to 1212 code for a protein of 403 amino acids. The transcript has 3 exons. NCBI's taxonomy places the organism in Eukaryota, Fungi, Ascomycota, Pichiomycetes, Serinales, Debaryomycetaceae. Gene Ontology annotation, molecular function: translation initiation factor activity; guanyl-nucleotide exchange factor activity. Gene Ontology annotation, cellular component: eukaryotic translation initiation factor 2B complex. The record is from RefSeq and is a predicted model, not a curated record.
AUGAUCAACCAACAUUUUCAACAUCAUCUGUUUUUAAAAGAGGAUCAGGAUAUGACUAUGCCUAUAGCGGCAAUUGAGUCACUUGUGACUAUGUUACGACUCAAACAACCAUCGACGUCUUCAGAGUUGAUCAACUUGGUAUCAAAGAAUAUCGAAGUGCUAAAAUCUUCUAUUCCCAAUAAUAUAUCCCUCUCAGCAGGGUGUGACUUAUUCAUGAGAUUUGUCUUGAGAAACACAAACAUAUACAGUAAUUGGGAAUCCUUUUUUAAAAAUUUGAUUGAAAAUGGUGAAUUAUUUGUCAAAAGAGCCAAGAUUUCACGAGAUAAGCUGGCAGAAUUUGGGGUUCCGUUUAUUAAGGACGAUGAUAUUAUUUUGGUGCAUAGUUACUCUCGUGUUGUGUUUACGUUGUUGCUCAAGGCUAGAAAGGAACAACUUACCAGAUUCAAGGUUCUAAUAACCGAGCUGAGACCAACGGAAAAUGGGUACUUGAUGGCUCAAAAGUUGAAUGACGCGGGAAUUCCGUGUGAGGUCAUUGUCGAUAAUGCUGUUGGCUACGUAUUACACAAAGUGGAUAAGAUUUUCGUUGGCGCAGAGGGAGUUGCUGAAAGUGGUGGUAUUAUUAAUCAUAUAGGAACUUACCAAAUUGGAUGCCUAGCGAAAGUCAAUAAUAAACCAUUUUACGUUAUAACUGAGUCUCACAAAUUUGUUAGAUUGUUCCCACUUGCACCUAAUGAUUUACCAAAUAUGAAUUACAUUUCCACAUUGAGUGACCAGGAAAGUGAGUUUAGCGAGAAUUUUAAAAAGAAAUCUGAUCAUUUUUUGGACGAGCAUUUUGUUGAUUUUACUCCGCAUGAGUAUAUUACAGCUUUGGUUACCGAUUUGGGGGUUUUAACGCCAUCAGCCGUUAGUGAGGAGUUGAUCAAAAUUUGUACCAUGUCCAAAUUUGUGAUCCCCACUGCAUUGAAGGAGCUUAGAUUCCACUUGUCACAGACGGGAGAGGCGUCAGUUCCUUUACGGAGCUUUUUGAAGAACAACUAUUCUAAUAUAAAAAGUCAGCUGAACUAUAAAUUGCCUAUACUAAUUCGAGAAAGUUUUGGUGUCCCACCAACUUUGACAGCGAGAUUUGAACGUGGUGAGGAGGUAAAGAGGAAAUUAGAAGGAUUGGAUGAGAAAGGUAUUGCAGAUGCGUUGAAGGAGUUGUUGAAAAAGUAA